UGUUUAAUGUUUCUAUAGUAACCAGCGAUUGAUUGAUCAUCGUUGCAAUCACCGGCUAUGCGUUUGUUUCGUUUAAAUCUCUUUGGAUAAUUUACUUGAGAAGUGUUUAACUUGGUUAUAAGUCAACAUGGCUGAUGAAGAAGUGGCUGAAGAAGAAGAAGUUGUAGAUACAGGUGGUGCUGAGAGUGAAACUGCUGUCAGUCCGAUUGAAACACAAAAACCACUCGCUCCACCCAAAUAUGAAGUUAGACCUGGACUUGGUGAGAAGUUUCAAGCACAAAACGUAAGGGACAUCAUUAUGUCUACUAUGCAAGAACAGCUAAUGGGGAGGCAGUAUCGCGCCGACCAAGCUCCGCGGUGGGCUAAGGUUAUUGCAAACGCAGUACGACAACGUGUUCAGGAUCUUGAUAUGAAAAGGUACAAAAUAGUGGUACAAUCUACAAUAAUAGAAAUGAAAGGUGCUGGUGUGAAGUGUGGUCAAAGAUGUAUCUGGGACCCAGAGACGGACGAUUAUGCAGAUGAAUUGUAUAGAAAUGAUACAUUGUUCUGCUAUACUAUUGUCUAUGGUGUAUAUUUGUAUUAGAUCUGUAUGAAACUAUUGAAAACUUUUACGUAGAAGCUGGUAACAUUGGACUGAUCUAGUGAUCUGCCAUUACAAAGCACAGCUUUAAAUACUGGUUCUAUGAUACAGAGGUUAACAUACGAAAUUUACAUACAGUUUCUGAAUUCAAGUGGUAAAUAUACGGCGCAAAAACAUAAAAUUUCAUUCGUCAAUGAACUUUAAAAAACGGCUGGUUCGACUUUUCUACUUUUUAAUAAUGUUUUUCGUAGUCAUUUGAAUAAGGAUUUUGGAUAAUAAAGAUUUGUCUACCGCAUUGAUCUGAUGUAAACUUAAAAUAAAUUAGGGGUCAAAUCUUUUGACUGACAGUUUGUUGGCUAAGUAUAUUAUAUACAUAAAAAUGUAUGUUACGAGGUAAUGAAAUAAUGUGUGUGCCUUAAAUUUAUCUUCAUAAAAUGUUUACUUAAAUUAAAUUAUUUUAAGUUAUUUAAGUGUCUUUGUUUUACAAUAUCUUUAUUUUUUUAGAGAUAGUGUUAGAAUUAAGGCGUUUGUUUUAAAAGUAUCUUUGUGUUUUUUGUACACAAAAUAUAAGCUGAAUGUACAAUUUUAAGUGUAUGAAUUUUGAACAUAGACUAAUGAACUAGGAAUAAAAUUGUUUUCACAGUUA
Molecule: messenger RNA, 1226 nt
Organism: Zerene cesonia (dogface butterfly)
Lineage: Eukaryota; Metazoa; Arthropoda; Insecta; Lepidoptera; Pieridae
Product: dynein light chain Tctex-type protein 2B-like
Exons: 5
Coding region: 128-583 (151 amino acids)
Biological process (GO): microtubule-based movement
Cellular component (GO): cytoplasmic dynein complex; cytoplasm
Molecular function (GO): dynein intermediate chain binding
Source: RefSeq, a predicted model, not a curated record